Olea europaea var. sylvestris is the source of this 1707-nucleotide messenger RNA. RefSeq lists its product as uncharacterized. The record is from RefSeq and is a predicted model, not a curated record. The transcript has a single exon. Bases 158 to 1579 code for a protein of 473 amino acids. Lineage: Eukaryota; Viridiplantae; Streptophyta; Magnoliopsida; Lamiales; Oleaceae.
UUUACCUCUCUGCUAGAGCACUUUAUUCUCUUUUUCUCAAAUUGUCAUCAAAGGUGAAUGGAAAAACGGGUGUCAAAAUAUUAUUGGUUAGUAUACUUCCAAACUUGAUAUUUCAAUACCUUCCACCAAUCCCAUCAAGCUCCACUUCUCUCCAGCCAUGGAUGCUGCUAGCACAGUAACAAUCAAUUGUCUCGCAAAAUCAACUAACUUAACUACCUUAACCCCAAUAUGGCCUCAGACAAUACCACAAAUUUUGAAUCUUAAUUACUGUAACAAUCCCAGCAAUAAAAAUGUUUCCUUAUUUCUCAGGAGCUGCUCCACAAAACCAAACAUCAAUAGAGAAAAUGAAACGGAUGAAAAUUUGACUGUUGAGCCCAGUUCACAUUCAAGAACUCAAAAACAAGCCAAGCCCACUUCGAUUCAAUCCCUUUCUUCUUCAAAUUCAUCAUUUUCGAGAGGUUUAGUCUUUGAUUUGGGUACCAAGAAUUCUUGGGAUAGCCUUGAAGUUGGGUCGCCUGUGGUGAAAAGGUACCUAAGUGAUGAUGAAGAGAGGUGGUACAUGUGGUACCAUGGGAGAUCUGGUGAAAACCCGGAUUUUGAAUCGAUCGGAUUGGCAGUUUCAAGCAAUGGAAUUCACUGGGAGAGAGGUGGAGGGGCUGUUAAAUCAAGUGCUGAUGUGGGGUUGGUGAUGAAUUGUAGUAAAGAUUGGUGGGCAUUUGAUAUACAGAGCAUUAGGCCUUGUGAAAUUGUGAUUAUGUCUAGUACAAAGGUCAGAUCAAACAAUGCUGUUUACUGGCUUUAUUACACCGGAGUUAGCUCCGAAUAUGUCGAAUUUUCAGAUAAUUCUUUGGAAUUUAGUCUCAAGAAUCCUGAGAGGGCACACAUUGUUGGUGAUUUUAGUAAUGAAAAUGAGGGCAAAAGCAAGAUUUUGAAGUCAUUGCCUGGUUUGGCAAUGAGUCAAGAUGGAAGGCACUGGGCUAGAAUUGAGGGGGAGCAUCAUAGCGGAGCACUGUUUGAUGUGGGAUCAAAUGGAGAGUGGGAUUCUUUAUUCAUUGCCUCUCCACAGGUUGUUUAUCAUGGUAGUGGUGAUCUUAGAAUGUAUUACCACUCAUUCGAUGCAGAAAGUGGACACUUUGCAGUUGGCAUUGCCCGGUCCAGGGAUGGAAUGAGGUGGGUGAAAUUGGGGAAAAUUCUUGGAGGAGGUGCAAAUGGUGCAUUUGAUGAGUGUGGGAUAGUGAAUCCUAAGGUCAUUAGGAACAAGAAAAAUGGGACAUAUUUGAUGGUUUAUGAAGGUGUUGCUGCUGAAGGUGAGAGGAGUAUCGGAUUCGCAGUAUCUUCAGAUGGAUUGAAGCAAUGGAGGAGGGUUCAAGAUUUUCCAUUGUUGAAGAAAUCUCAAGAAAAUGGAUGGGAUUGUGAAGGGGUGGGAUCACCUUAUUUAGUGCAAAUGGAUAGAGAUUUAGAUGAAUGGAGAUUAUAUUACAGAGGGAUUGGCCAAGGGGGAAGAACAGGGAUUGGAUUGGCAAUUUCCCAAGGAACUGAACUGAACAAUUUCCAGAGAUGGACAGGAUUUCAUUUUUGAGGCAUAUGUUCUAAUAUUUCUUGUCUAUUUUGGUGAUAUUCAUUUGUUCAAUUCAGUAAUUAUGGGAUUCUUUAUCUAUACUGGGUUAACAUGAUGGUACAAAUGAAUGUUACUUUUAGAUUAUCAUG